GGGACCGCCCUCUGGAUGAAGCGGAGCCAUUUACCACAGCAAUGUCAGCCCAAUCCACGGCUGGGGAAAUGCACAUUGCGCGCUCCUUGUGUAUUUCCAUCGCAGCAUAGAAAAUAACGGUUCGAGCACUACGGAGCGAUGGCACCGCCGACUGAUGCGUCUUCAGCACAGCCUCACGGAUCCCAGGAAAAAACGCUCGUGGGAAUUUAAAGGAACAUUGAUUUAGCUGUAUGCAUCGCAUAAAGUCCGCUCACGCCACCAAAACGUGAUUGAAGCUGAUUUAUCUGAUGAUGGUUUUCUAGAACAAACUGUUCAUUUUUGGCCAUCACAACGCAGACUGAAGACUCGAUCCAUCACCGAUGCGUUAAUCGCAAGUCAGUCGCAGUGUUGCUUAUAUUAUUAUCUUCUCGACAUCGGAAUAAGAACAUCUGUGAUUCAUAGGAGCCAGCUGCACCAGCUCUAUAGUAUUCGAGCAUCCUUCCGCCAGUGUGCAUCAUCAUCCUCAUCAUCAUCAUCAUCGCGCCCUGCAGCUCCAUCGCAAGAGGGAGGAUCCGCAGAGGAGAUCUCCGGGCAACACCACACACACAUUCAGAGGAUGCUUUGGAUGUAAAAUAAAUAACGAUGGGGAAAGAUCAGGAAUUACUUCAAGCGGUGAAGACUGAGGACCUGAUGACGGUGCAGAAGCUCCUGCAGAGGCCCAAACCUGGGAAAGCAAAGUUGCUGGGCUCUGCCAAGAAGGUGAAUGUCAACUUCCAGGACACUGAUGGAUUUUCACCACUGCACCAUGCAGCUCUCAAUGGAAAUGUUGAGGUUAUAUCACUGCUGCUGGAGUCUCAGGCCUUAGUGGACAUCAGGGACCAGAAAGGGAUGCGGCCUCUACAUUAUGCAGCGUGGCAGGGAAAGUCCGAACCCAUGAAGUUGCUGCUGAAGUCAGGCUCCUCAGUGAACGGUCAGUCUGAUGAGGGUCAGAUCCCCCUGCACCUGGCCGCUCAGCACGGACACUAUGACGUAUCUGAGAUGCUUCUGCAGCACCAGUCAAAUCCCUGCAUAGUGGACAAUGCUGGGAAGACUCCAUUGGACUUGGCUUGUGAAUUUGGCCGAGUUGGGGUGGUCCAGCUGCUACUGAGCAGUAACAUGUGUGCAGCUCUGUUGGAGGCCAAGCCCGGAGACUCAACUGAUCCCAACGGCACCAGCCCACUGCAUCUCGCUGCCAAGAACGGACACAUCGACAUCAUCAGACUGCUGAUCCAGGCGGGCAUCGAUAUCAACAGGCAGACCAAAGCGGGCACUGCCCUCCAUGAGGCUGCACUGUGUGGGAAGACUGAUGUAGUGCGCCUCCUGCUGGAUAGUGGCAUCAAUGCAGCAGUGAGAAACACAUACAGCCAGACAGCGCUGGACAUCGUCUAUCAGUUCACUGCUACACAGGCCAGCCGGGAAAUCAAGCAGAUGCUACGAGAUGCCUCAGCUGCCUUGCAGGUCAGGGCCCUGAAGGACUACUGCAACAAUUACGACCUGACUAGCCUUAACAUAAAGGCUGGAGAUGUUAUCACGGUUCUGGAGCAACAUUCAGAUGGGAGGUGGAAGGGCUGCAUCCAUGAUAACCGCACAGGAAAUGACAGAGUGGGCUACUUCCCCUCCAGCAUGGUCGAGGUGAUCAGUAAGAGGCCUGGGGCUGUGGGUAAGAGACGACAACGGGCGGGUUCAUGGAGUACAGUCACUUGUACCCAACAGUAUCAAAAGAUACAGCUCUGUGCGCCGGUGUGCGGCCCCGUGUCGCCCGCCGUUGCCAUGGUGAAUGGGGACUCGUAUCAUGAGAUUCAUAUCCUGCCGCCUCCUCCACCUCCGCCACCACAUUCCCAUCUGCCACUUUUCACUUCCUUUGGCUAUAACAGGUCCCCAAACACCUCAGGAGAGCCGCACAGUGGACAAGAGGCCAAGAAUGAUCAAGAUUUGGCUAGUUCUCGCGGCUCAGAGUCCAGUCCACAUGGCUCACCCACCCCAGCCGGUGGUCCCCAGGGCGGCAGCAGCGAGGAGAUCUGGGUUCUGCGCAAACCUGUGGCAGGUGGAGACCGCAGCAGUGUGGGCAGUUCAGGCAGUGUGGCCAGUGCCCGAUCCUCUGGUAGUGGACAGAGCGCAGGCAGCAGCAGUAUCCUUCACGCACAGGCAGAGGGAGUCAAGCUCCUGGCCACGGUUUUGUCACAGUCUGCCAAAGCUAAAGAACACCUGCUGGAGCAAACAAAGUCUUUGGACCACCCCUCUCACGCUUCCAGCAACAAGGGAUCUUCCUCACGCAGUCAGAGUUUGUCAAGCUGUCCACUUCAUGAGCAGCCGUAUGGGGAGGCGGUGUCCCAGAGGAAAGGGGAGGCGCUGCCUGAGGGGAAGAGCUCAGAGGCUGUUAUCGAAUGGCUGAGUGAAUUUCAGCUGCAGGUCUACGCUCCAAACUUCAUCAGCGCCGGCUAUGACAUUCCUACAAUUAGCCGAAUGACCCCAGAGGAUUUAACAGCUAUUGGAGUAACCAAACCAGGACAUCGAAAGAAGAUAACCUCAGAGAUAAAUAAGCUCAGUGUUAACGAGUGGCUGCCUGACCAAAAACCAGCGAAUCUUGGAGAGUGGUUAUCCAUGAUUGGGUUGAGCCAAUAUCACCAAGUUUUAGUCAAAAAUGGCUAUGAGAACAUUGACUUUAUUACUGACAUCACGUGGGAGGACCUUCAGGAGAUUGGCAUUACAAAACUUGGACACCAGAAGAAGCUUAUGCUUGCAGUGAAGAAGCUGGCAGAGAUCCAGAAGGCCUCUGAUGGUCGUAACACAUUGCGUAAAAAACCCCCAGCCGCUCAGGAGGUGAUGGCUAUUGAGAGCCCACCCCAUGACAGCGGAGAGUGUAUGUCUCCUAAAUUAAGCACUUUCCAGGACAGUGAACUGAGCGGGGAGUUACAGGCAGCUCUUACACGCCCUGCUGAUGUGCAGGAUGGCACAGAGGUGAGAACCAAUAGUGGUCCGGGAGCACAGCACCGAGCCCGCACUCUGCAUGAGAACAGCAUGAAUAAGAGCCGAGACACAGAAGAGCCUAGCGGGCCACCCAGAAAGGAGGCACGUACCAUGCGCCAGAGCAGCCAGGGAGGCCAGAGAAGUGUCUCAUCGGCGCAGCCAAAACCACGUCAGUCUUAUCCCCAAGGUGCAGGUCCACCCUAUACUCCACCACAAACGCCCACCAAAACGAAGCCUCCUGCCUCACAGACUAUGAGCAACCCACCGGGUAAACCAAAACCUAGUCCUCAGCUGCUCCAGCAGACAGAGAAGCCCAUAACACCUCGUGCUCACCCCCAAUCCCCCACUCAAAGGUCCCAUACACACCCAGCUGCUCAGCCUGUGGAAACCAAGGAAGCUGCGCCCCAAGGACCUGCUGCCUCAGUGCCACUCCUGUGCCUGCCACCAGAUGGUGAUGAAGCUUGCGACGAGUAUGGUCUGCCUAAGAAACGUGCCCACAGUCUGAAUCGAUAUGCUGUGUCUGAUGGUGAGCAGGAGCGGGACGAGCUGAAUGUUGCAGAUUCAGGAGGAAAGUAUGCCACAGUACAGCACCGGGUGGGCCGCAGCAACUCAGUGAAAGGGCAGGCAGACAAGAAUGUCAACCGAAGCCAGUCCUUUGCACUCAGACAGAAGAAGAAAGGUCCUCCUCCACCUCCUCCCAAACGCUCUAGUUCGGCCAUCUCAAGCUCCAGCAGUAAUCUGACAGAAGUUCCCAAGGAGACAAGCAGUGGACCUCUUCUGGAGGUUCCCUAUCAACCACAAAGACGUGCUAGUGACCUGGGUGGCACUGUAGACACAGGCAGUGCAGGUAGUGUGAGGAGCAUUGCAGCCAUGUUGGAAAUGUCCUCUAUUGGUGGGGGUGCCAAGGGUCUCGCUUUACAGAAAACUGCAGGUCACUAUUUGCAGGUGGGUUCUGCAGGAGCAAAGCAGCGUGAUGCCAUUGGACUGGAUGGGGAAGUAGUGAACCGUCGCAGGACCAUUAGUGGGCCCGUCACUGAGUUAGUAGCAGCUGCUAAGCGAGGACCACAGCCAGAGCCAGUCCAGGAUAGACAACGCUCUGAACCCCAGCCAAGCUCUAGUGGGAGUUCAGCAGAAAACCUUCCAUUUGCUGAGGAUGGAAACCUUACCAUCAAACAAAGACCUAGACAGGGAAAGGAUGAGUCUGAGGAGGGCCCAGAAAUGUCAUACUCUUUACCCCAGGAGGACCUUUCAUGUGCGGAUGCCACAGCCUCCCUGAAAAGGAGGGUCCAGAGCACCAAGCAGCAGCCAAAUGGCACCAAGUUCCUGCUCACUGAGUCAAAUACAGUUAAGCGCCGCCCCAAAAGCAAAGACAAAGAUGCAGAGGAACAACAGGAUGGGCAGAUGCCCGUACCAUACGAGAAUGGGACUGGCACCAUUAAAAGACGCCCUGUGUCAGAGGUGACCGUUUCAGAGCAGCCCCGACCACAGGAACAUCCUGAGAACUCGCCCCGUCGGGACAGUGCAGACCUGGAAGGCCAUGUCACUGAGAGUGCCCCUCGAAAGUCCGUCAAACCUCCAGUGUCUCCCAAACCUGUUCUGGCCCAGCACAUAAAGAAACAAGGACCACCGGCUGCCAUCACCAAGAAAGCCCCGUUUCCUGGACCAACUGGGGCACCUGGCAGCCCAGGUACUACACAGUGCGGGCCUUUCACUUGCCCUGUCUUUACACAAUUAUUUGAAGGAAAGAAAGUACCUCCUCCGAUAUCACCAAAACCUACACCUCCUCCCACAGCUCCCAAACCAUCCAAAAAUGUUCUGCAGUCUUUAAAUGCGACACCUAAUCCCACUCCCACGCCCUCUCCAGCCAAGCAGACUGUCACCAGAAUGUCCAGUACAGCCUCAACCCAAACCAACCACCCUGUCAAGGCUACAACCCCACCGGCUUUGAGUGCACAGACCCCACACACACCUCAGUCUCCUCACACCCCACAGACACCUCAGACACCCCAAACCCCACAGACACCCCAAACUCCCCCAACCCCCAUCCCUACACCCCCUCCUGUGAAGCCCCCUCGCUCCUCAAUCAGUGGGGUAUCCAUGGACAGUUCAACUGGAUCAGCACUUGUCACAGGGGUAGUGACGGCAGAUGCAAUGCACCAGAAGAUAGAGGAGACCAGUGCCUCACUAGCUGCAGCCCUGCAGGCAGUAGAAGAGAAGAUCAAGGAGGAUGGGCAAAAAGACUCAUUGAUUGAAAACAAGAGCACAGUGAGCAUCCUAGACGACAUCGGCAGCAUGUUUGAUGACCUGGCCGACCAGCUGGAUGCAAUGCUGGAGUGAAGAGCACAGCCUGUGUCUCUGUGGCACAACCUCAGGGCCCCGGGAGAGCACAAGGGCACAAUGACCAACAACAUACCCACCUAUCCCUUUCUAGUCCUCAUCCCUUGCUCCUCUCACCCCCUUUUUUCCUGCUCCUUCCCCAUUGUCAUGAAACACCCGUCUCUCCUCUCUCCCUCCGAGUUGGUUUUGCACAAACCCGAGCUGAUGUACCUCAGGACUGGGCAGAAGGCCAUCCAGGGCUUUAAACAUCAAAGACAGAGCAGAGGGUGGAGAGGCAGAGGUUGUGUUUUAAUACAUAAAGCUCAACUCUCUGUCUGUGGAAUAUCUCUAUCUACCAUGAGCAAUGAGUAGUAAAAUAAUAAUAUGAAAACAAUAAUAACUGUAUAUGAAAUAAUAGUAUGGUAUGUGUACAUUGUAAGCAUGAGGAAAGUUUGUAUCUAUAAAGAAAAAAAAUCUCAUAGUGAGAGUCAUGCAUUAGUACAGUUAUAUAUAUAUAUAUAAAUAUAAAUAUAAAUAUUUUAUGUUUUUAUUUCAUGUUCAAUGGUACAUACAGUGUUGAAACAUUAAGAAAUCUAUAAAGUUUGAUGACAGAUAUGUGGAUUUUUCUAUGACUAUAAUGAAGUUUUAAAACAAAACAAAAAAUAAGGCUGGCUUAAACAUCUUGUAUGUUUGGCUGUGCUCUGCUGAAGAGUGUUGUGGGCUGUGUUGAAUGUAGUGACUGAAGUGGCUGUUUCACCCCCUGCUCUGUGCUUGCUCUGG
Messenger RNA from Megalobrama amblycephala (Wuchang bream), 6081 nucleotides. RefSeq names its product CASK interacting protein 1 (gene caskin1). The record is from RefSeq and is a predicted model, not a curated record. The transcript is spliced from 23 exons. Gene Ontology annotation, molecular function: protein binding. NCBI's taxonomy places the organism in Eukaryota, Metazoa, Chordata, Actinopteri, Cypriniformes, Xenocyprididae. Bases 622 to 5322 code for a protein of 1566 amino acids.